AUAAAAAUUGAUGGAGAACGAAUUAUCUGCUCCGACACAAUAUAAAAAAGAGCUCUUUAUUUUCAAAGAGUUCCUUGAUGGAAUGAAAGAACUGUGCAAUAAGUACCAGGAGAUUUUGCCACAUGUGAAACCAAUCAGGAAGAGACCUAAGAAAUAUAAAAAAAGAAAUAAAGAUCCUUAAGCUCCUAAAAUGCCAUAAUCAGCAUUUAUUUUUUAUUUCAAAGCCAUGAGGUAAAAGUAUAAAGAUGAUUAUAACGGUAGAAUUAAUACUCAUUAAUAGAUACACCUUUCUAAGAAAUUACAUCCAUGAUUGCCAAAAGGUGGAAAGAAUUAAGCCCAGAUGAAUAAGAAGUAAAUAUCUUUAUAUGGUAGCCGUAUUAAAAACAAUCAGAAGAAGACAGAAGGAGAUACAAUGAAGAAUAAAAAUAAUACUCAGUUAUCUCUUAAUAAUAAUUCAGCAAAUAUCUGUAGAAGAAAUUCUUAGAGAAUUAACAAGAUAGCGACUAGGAAGACAUUAAACCAAAAUAGGAAGUAAGCGAUGAAGAUUCAUUUGGAGGAAACAUAAUCUAAAAUAAUUCUUGAAUUUUUAUUUCAUAGCUUAUUGAAAUGAGCA
This is a messenger RNA of Paramecium octaurelia, 613 nucleotides long. NCBI's taxonomy places the organism in Eukaryota, Ciliophora, Oligohymenophorea, Peniculida, Parameciidae. The record is from the annotation of a GenBank genome assembly.